Molecule: messenger RNA, 903 nt
Organism: Lichtheimia ornata
Lineage: Eukaryota; Fungi; Mucoromycota; Mucoromycetes; Mucorales; Lichtheimiaceae
Exons: 6
Coding region: 1-903 (300 amino acids)
Source: RefSeq, a predicted model, not a curated record
AUGAGCUCACCUCACGCAAGUCCAUCGUCGCCGCCAAAGGAUAAUGGUGACAAUGCGCAAGCAGCAAUGUCAGCAGCUGUACAAGGAGCUCAAUCAGCGUACACAGCAGCCUAUUCUACGCUCGUUCAUGUAUCGCAACACUUACAACAAGGACUACAAGAAACACAGGCAGUUAUUGGCAAGGUAUUGCAAUCGAGUAUGCGAAUAGCGAGUGAGAUCAACUCUACGCCUUCAGGUGUGCGUCUUACUGCCAAGAUUUCCAAUAUUGGGCCUGUGCCUUUACCCAAUGCAAGAUGCCACUUGUCAUUUGAACCUCCACCAAAGCAUCAGCGACAAAUUGCAGAGGAUGAAAUAGCGUGGACAUUUGUAUCAGGCUAUGUGAUGAACGAAGGAGGAAACGGAGAAGGAGAAGGAUCCACUAUACCAUCGCUCUUUGACACCCCAUUGACGUUGCAGCCAAGUACUCAGUAUAUCCAAGUGGUCGACAUUAAAAGCAAAGCGCCGAUGCAGUAUAACGGCAUUCUCGAGAUCAACUUUUCGGCGAUGGAUGAACAACCAAUACAAGAGAAGCAUCAAUUUGGGAUCUAUCUGCUCGAUCAAAUGCAGAAAUUACGGGUUGCAGAAACACAAAUGGAUGUCAUGACUCAUCGGCACUACUGGCACUCGUUUUUACAACACAUUCUCGGGAUUGAACUUGAUUUGGGGAAGGACGUGGUGUAUGUUUCGCUACAACCCUAUCAACAAGGCUACGAGAAGCAUCGUAUCAUAUGCAAGAUUCAACCCAAUGACAAAGAAGAGGAGCUAGCCAAGGUGAUGUUUGGUGCAGACACAGCGGAUGCUAUUGAAUUACUACAGCCCCUGGUACAAGAGCUGGAUAUGCUUCAUGAUGGUGGUGGUGAUUAG